CACAUAGCCGAUGGGACCCACUGACUCACAUGAGGGCAAAAUAACAGCACGCCCAUCUUAUUUAGAUCAAUUAAUUAACUCUAUCUAUUACACGUAAACGAUGCAUCGUGUUUUCUGCUCGCGGUGGGUUUUAUCCGGGCUGUCACUGACUGCUGGUAUAGGCAUCGGCGCCACCUUGACAGCAACCAGCGAUGAUCUCCUAAAUAAAAGCCGGGACACGAGCCACAGCCGGGGACUGCUGGACCGCGUGCCGGUCAUCCCGAUACCGAGCGUCGACGCGGCGUCAGAGAUCAGCGCAUACCAGCCAGGACAGGUCGCUGUAAACAAAUCUACAGCUGUGAUGAAGUAUGGUUUCCCUUCCCUGUCCAACGUCAAGAGCAGAGAGUCUUACGUAACCUCAUACGACCCCAGAAACAGGACAGCAGCUUGGGUCAUAGAGCAGCUCAACUCUGAGACGGUAACCGGGACAUCGGACAGAAAGUUCUGCGAUUUUAAAGAGGACGACUCGGUUCAUGUUUACCACAGAUCGAGCAAUGCGGAUUACAGGGGCAGUGGGUUUGACAGGGGUCACCUGGCUGCAGCAGCCAAUCACAAGUGGAGUCAGAAAGCCAUGGAUGAAACCUUCUACCUGAGCAACGUGUCGCCACAGAAUCCUCAUUUAAACCAAAACGCAUGGAAUAACUUGGAGAAAUAUUGUCGCUCUCUCACCAAACAUUACCAGAAUGUCUUUGUGUGCACUGGACCACUCUACUUGCCCCGACAGGAACCUGAUGGGAAAAUGUAUGUGAAGUAUCAGGUUUUGGGAAAGAAUCAUGUAGCCGUGCCGACUCACUUCUUUAAGGUGGUGAUUCUGGAAAAGCCGAGAGGAGACGUGGAGCUGCGGUCCUAUGUGAUGCCCAAUAUGCCAGUUGAUGAGAAGAUCCCACUGGAACGCUUCCUGGUCCCCAUUGAGAGCAUCGAGAGAGCGUCCGGACUGCUGUUCGUACCGAACAUCAUGAAGAGGACCAGUGGUCUGAAAGCCAUCACUGCAGGCCCGUGAUGAGUUUACAGAGAUUACUGAGGGCAAGGGGGAAUGGAAAA
Messenger RNA from Rhinichthys klamathensis goyatoka, 1080 nucleotides. It is a transcript of the gene endog, whose product is annotated as endonuclease G. Gene Ontology annotation, biological process: apoptotic DNA fragmentation. Gene Ontology annotation, cellular component: nucleus; mitochondrial inner membrane. The coding region runs from base 101 to 1039 and encodes 312 amino acids. Gene Ontology annotation, molecular function: nucleic acid binding; single-stranded DNA endonuclease activity; metal ion binding. The transcript is spliced from 3 exons. NCBI's taxonomy places the organism in Eukaryota, Metazoa, Chordata, Actinopteri, Cypriniformes, Leuciscidae. The record is from RefSeq and is a predicted model, not a curated record.